AUUCUGAUGAAAUGAUUUACAACGAUAUCGCAAAACGAAAAAGAAUUCAGAUUUUUGAUAGAAUACGAAUCACGAGGAACGUACAAGAUGAAAAUGAUUGCCCAGCACCCAUUAGAUUUAUUAAAGAAGUCGCCAAAGUAAUUAAAGAAUCUGGUAAAGAAAAGGUUGACCCCUAUGAUACUACUUAUUUCAAGAAAGGAUUAGAAAGUUAUUGUGAUCAACCAUUCAAUUGUGAUCCUCGGACAGCUGAAAAAUAUUGGACAAAAAUUGAACAUGUUUGUGCUAAAGAAUUGAGUUAUAAAGUAGAUUGGAGCGUUGAUCCUAAUCCGAACCCUGUUCUUUCCUUAGAUUCCAAAUACAUUUUCAAGAGUGAUGGUACUAAAAUACCCAUUCCUAAGAAACUUCACUGUGAUGAAAAAUGUUACGAGACAAUUGCUAAAAUGUACAAAUCUUGGAUCAAACAUUACAAAUUAAGUCCCAAAGUAGCCGAAAAUCUUUUCGGUUCUGAGGAUGGAUUUAUUGAAUAUCUUAGUUGUAAAGCUGAUGAUAAACGAGAUGUUAUCAGACGAACAUCAG
Messenger RNA from Racocetra fulgida, 576 nucleotides. The record is from the annotation of a GenBank genome assembly. Lineage: Eukaryota; Fungi; Glomeromycota; Glomeromycetes; Diversisporales; Gigasporaceae.